This is a messenger RNA of Mytilus trossulus (common blue mussel), 1365 nucleotides long. RefSeq lists its product as uncharacterized. The coding region runs from base 1 to 1365 and encodes 454 amino acids. NCBI's taxonomy places the organism in Eukaryota, Metazoa, Mollusca, Bivalvia, Mytilida, Mytilidae. The record is from RefSeq and is a predicted model, not a curated record. The transcript has a single exon.
AUGUUAACAGAAUCUUGGUUAAAGCCGAACAUAUCCGACAAUUCAGUUGUAUUAUCAAACUUUAAGGCUCCUUAUCGUAACGACAGAGAAGGUGAUAAGCUUGGAGGGGGAGUCAUGAUGUAUGUAAAACAAAACAUCCCAAGUAAGCGACGAAAUGAUCUAGAAAUCAAUACUCUCGAAUGUUUAUGGGUCGAAGUAGUGGUUAAGGAUUGUAAAGUACUGUUUGGCCUAUUUUACAGACCUCCAGAUUCACCAUUUCAUAUUUGGAAUCAUAUAAACCAGUCAAUUGAAAACGCAGUAAACAGCGGUAUAAAAAGUAUUGUGGUCAUGGGCGACUUUAACGAAAAUUUAUUACUGGCAAACCGUAAUAAUUUAAAAAACAUAUUAUUAGAUAAUGGUAUGCACCAAGCAAUUACUGAGCCAACAUUUUAUUGUGAAAAUUCCUCAUCACUCCUCGAUCCCCUUACAGUUAAUGAUAUCAAUAUUCUUGCAUAUCACGAAGUGAGUGAAAAUAUUUUAGAAGCAAAUACUAGGUUCCAUUGUCCAGUAAGUGGAAUACUAAAUUUGCACAAACCGAAAUAUACCCAAUUUAAACGUAAAGUGUGGGAUUUUGAAAAAGGGGACUACAAUCUCUACUGUGAGGAGUUAAGACAAGUUGACUGGGAUAGUUUACUAGAUACAAAUUUAGAUAAUGCAGUCUCCAUUGUUACACAAAAAAUUCUAGACGCUGCUAACAAGCAUAUACCAAGUAAACUAAUUGUUGUUCGCACGAAAGAUCCACCCUGGAUGACGUCAAUUAUAAGGAGACAAAUUCGUAGACGGAAACGUUCGCACAAAAAAGCCAAAAAAUACAAUACUCCCGAGUCUUGGGCAAACUUUAAAAAAAUUAGGAAUGAAUGUGUUAACAUGAUUAAACUAGCAAAAACCCAUUAUUUUGAAAAACAAUGUGAAUCAUUACAUUCACAAGUAGAUUUCAUCAAGAAUUGGUGGAAGAAAUUGCGUAACCUGGCUGGAUUUCCUUCUAAAUCCUCAGACUACCCCCCUAUUUUAUUAAAUGAUACCUACUUAGACGAUAAUAAGGAUAAAGCAAAUGCCUUUAAUCGUUAUUUUUGUGAUCAAUCGAGUGUUGAUGACUCGUCUGCAAAUAUCCCAGAUCUAAAUUUAGACGAAAUUUUACAUACUUUAGAUAAUAUAAUUAUAACGCAAGAGCAAGUUUAUGACCAACUGCUCUUGUUAGAUGUGUCUAAGGCAACCGGCCCCGAUAGCAUUAGUCCAAGAUUUCUCAAAUAUGCGGCUUUAGAAUUAAGCUAUCCCCUAGCUCUGUUGUUCAAUAAAUCUCUUCAGUUAUGCAUUUAUCCUUAUUAA